AUGAUUGUGUUUACACUAUUAGUUUGCGCUGUGAUAUUAUUAUGUUUCGCUUACAUAAACGGAAAAUACAAUGAGCGCUAUUGGAAGAAGAGAAAUGUGGCGUUUUACUCGAAGCACAAAGUCACAGGAGUGUUUUGGGAUUUCUUAUUCAAUAAGAAAUCAGUGUUUCUUAACCUAGGUGAAAUUUACAAAGAUUUCCGCAAUGAACCGGCUGUGGGUAUCGGUACACUGUUAACACCGACAUUAUAUGUGACAAAUCCCACUAACAUUCAACAUGUGCUGGCGACCGAUUUUAACUCUUUCAACCACAGAGGAGUGGAUAUUAACCAAGGUGAUCAACUCGCUGACAAUAUUCUCUUCAUGAAUGGAAAUCGCUGGAAACUGAUGCGUCAAAACAUGACGCCGCUGUUUACAUCUACCAAACUGAAGUCCAUGUACUACAUCAUAGAUAAAAGCGCCACGGACCUCGUGGAACACUUAAAGGCGAACAAAGAGCUAUUGAAAGGUAAUGCAUUUGAUACUUUAUCUUCGUUCUGCAGUGCAGCUAUAGGAGCUGCUGUGUUUGGAGUGAGCACGGGAUCUAUUUUCGAGUCUCCAUUCCUUGAUAUGGCACGCAAUGCAUCACUAACAAGGUUGAAGGACACUCUUAAGAUGACUGUUGGUAGUUUAAGCAACCGAUUAUUCAGUGUCUUGGGAUUAAAAUUAUUUAAAGAUCACGAAGAUUUCUUCAUUGGUGCCAUUAAACAAAUUAUACGCCUACGUGAACAGGAAAAAACCAAACGACAUGACUUCGCUGAUAUAUGCGUUGAAUUACAGAAAGCUGGUAACCUAGUCGACAAAGACACUGGCUUAGAAAUAGAACCAACAGAUGAGAUAUUGGCAGCACAAGCCUUCUUCUUUUUUAUCGCAGGCGUAGAACCUACAGCUCAAGUGUUAUUUGGUACAUUAUUGGAACUGGGAAGACAUCCGGAGCACUUACAAAAACUUCAAAAUGAAAUCGAUGAAACAUUUAAAGCACAUAAUAACAAAAUUAACUUCGAUGUUAUAGGGGGUAUGAAGUACCUCGAUAUGGUCGUAAGCGAAGCUAUGCGAAUGCAUCCACCCAUUGGCUUUUUAACAAGGCAAUGCGUAAAAGACACUGUUCUGCCAGUGGGUAACAUUAAAGUUGACAAAGGCACGAAGAUAAUGACGCCAAUAUUAGAAGUCCAUUACGAUGAAAGAUACUAUUCCGAGCCCAAGAAGUUUAUGCCAGAACGAUUUGCUCCCGAAAAUAAGCACAAAUUAGUCGAUGCCGCUUACAUGCCGUUUGGGAAGGGAAAUAGAAUAUGUGUGGGUACAAGAUACGCGACAUUACAGACCAAAGCUGGUUUGGUACAUUUGCUUCGUAAUUUCUCAGUUAAUACUAUUAUUAAAGGUGAUGGACCCAAAUACAUUCUGCAUCCAAUGCAAGUGAGACUUGAAAAUAUAGAUGUUGAAUUCAUACCGAGGUCUCGUGAACAGGAAAAAACCAAACGACAUGACUUCGCUGAUAUAUGCGUUGAAUUACAGAAAGCUGGUAACCUAGUUGAUAAAGAUACUGGCUUAGAAAUAGAACCAACAGAUGAGAUAUUGGCGGCACAAGCCUUCUUCUUCUUUAUCGCAGGCGUAGAACCUACAGCUCAAGUGUUAUUUGGUACAUUAUUGGAACUGGGAAGACAUCCGGAGCACUUACAAAAAGUUCAAAACGAAAUCGAUGAAACAUUUAAAGAGCAUAAUAACAAAAUUAAUUUCGACGUUAUAUGGAGUAUGAAGUACCUCGACAUGGUCGUUAGCGAAGCUAUGCGAAUGCAUCCACCCAUUGGGUUUUUAACAAGGCAAUGCGUGAAAGACACUGUUCUGCCAGUGGGUAAUAUUAAAGUUGAAAAAGGCACGAAAAUGAUAACGCCAGUAUUAGAAGUCCAUUACGAUGAAAGAUACUAUUCUGAGCCCAAGAAGUUUAUGCCAGAACGAUUUGCUCCCGAAAAUAAGCACAAAUUAGUCGAUGCCGCUUACAUGCCGUUUGGGAAGGGAAAUAGAAUAUGUGUGGGUAUGAGAUACGCGACAUUACAGACCAAAGCUGGUUUGGUACAUUUGCUUCGUAAUUUCUCAGUUAAUACUAUUAUUAAAGGUGAUGGACCCAAAUACGUUCUUCACCCACUGCAAGUGAGACUUAAAAAUAUAGAUGUUGAAUUCAUACCGAGGUCUGUUCCCACAUAA
Messenger RNA from Zerene cesonia (dogface butterfly), 2235 nucleotides. Its product is annotated as cytochrome P450 6B7-like. The transcript has 2 exons. Gene Ontology annotation, molecular function: oxidoreductase activity, acting on paired donors, with incorporation or reduction of molecular oxygen; monooxygenase activity; heme binding. The record is from RefSeq and is a predicted model, not a curated record. The coding region runs from base 1 to 2235 and encodes 744 amino acids. NCBI's taxonomy places the organism in Eukaryota, Metazoa, Arthropoda, Insecta, Lepidoptera, Pieridae.